UCCGCUGCGUCAGCGAAGUUUUGUUUGGCGCUCGAUGUAAAAUUUUCUUUGACAAGAGUGUACUCGUUAUGUUUACGUCUGCUUGUUACCGUAAACUAUUGUUUGUGGCAGAUUAUGGAUCUUUUGCUAAAACAGUUUGGAAGUCUGAGCAGUGCGGAGGUUGUAUGGCUGGAGGACCUGUACUCAUUUACCCAGAAACAUCUACUUCCUGUUGCGAGAAAUGCUGGAGCUGAGCUUCCAGUUGCACUACUAAGCUUGGUACAGGAGCUAGUGAACCAAAAUACAGCUAGCAAAGAAGGUGGAUCAGUCUUACCUAUCAGCUAUAGAUUCAUCUCCGUUUCUGAGCUUAUACAUGUGCAGAACAAACCUUGCUGUAGUCAUUUAAUGUGGAGCACUAAAGAUUUCAAGGAAUGGGCCAAGAAAGGUGAAAACCUUGUACCUGAUCAUAAGGCUCUAUCUCGAGCUAAUCUCAUUCUGGUGGGCUGCUUGACAGGCUACUCUGAAGACCAGCUACAGCAGGUUUACAAUGGAAGCUUAAACAUUAGAGAUGGAAGUGGAACCAUUUUCUGUGAGGUGUUAAAUCCAGAACUUGAAUGGCUCGAUGCUUUAAUGCUGUUCCCUGGUUGGAUUUUUAUCCCCCAGAGACCAGAUUACUUUGGGAGGAAAGUGGGUGGCUACCUUGAGAUCACUGAGCGUCCCCUACCCAUUGUCACUAGUUUGAAUGCAUCUAUUCCUCCAGAACCAGGAAUAGUCUCAGCACUUGAUUCCAACAAUGCAUAUUGGCUCCUGAUGCACAAGAACAAGUGGCAUGGCCUGAGGAUUGCAGUCUUUGGUACUCUUUCUCACCUCUGCCCCGUAUUGAAAAUUCAGGACAAGACAUUCUUCUACUUCAGACUACAAGGGCCACUGGCUGAGAGCAGUUCAACUGUACCUGUAGUUGUGACAGAAUGCGGAAAACUUUGCUGGCAUUACUUUCUACAGGUAGGAGAGGGGUAUCUCAUCACUGCUCUUCGCAUGUGCUUUCUGAAGACCACAGGUCAGAGGUUAUUUUGUGUAACACCAGAAUCCCGCUUCUGGCCUUUGGACAGUGCCCCACAAAUAUCUGAGAUCAGCUGGAAACUAGUAACGCACAGUUCGAAGGAGCGGAUUCCUGAGUUGAAAGAAGAGCAAGAGACCACUAUUGAAGAAUUACCAGAGUCACAAAGUCUUCUGAAAGAAAAUUGUAAGCAGACUUGCCAAAGGAAAAAAAUAUCCAAAGUAAUUUCAUAUAAGGGUGUGAUUACUCGAGUGCUAAAUUCGACAGCUGGUCUGUUUGAACUUGAUAGAGAAGUAGGCCUUUGCUUGGCAUAUCAACAGCUUGUGAAUGGUGGACAUGGUCUGCGUCCCGGAGCAAAGAUAGAGCUUCACCAUGUCCACUUCCUAUAUUGCCAUACAGAAGGGUUUCCAUCUGCAAUGCUGAGCUGCUGCUUACAUAGUACAAUAAAAGUGGCAGAGUUCAGCAGUCUGGAGUCUGAGUUCCAGCCUUUUACACAUGACAAGAACCUUUACAUCCAUGCUUUAGUCAAAGGAGAACUCGGCUUGCCAGAAUAUCUGUGGCUGUGCCGGACCAUCACUUCUCUUUCAGACAGGUUCUGCCCUAAGUAUGUGAAACCUGUCCAAAUGGCAUCCUCUUGGAAUGGAGUGGCUGGGCGAUUCUUGAGAGCAAGUCUAAUCAUUAAGGAAGCAAAUCAUAUUCAUUCCAGAGACAUUUAUAGAGAAAUGCUAGGGUAUCCACAUCACUGCCCUCUGCAGGAGUACAACACUUUUACACCCUCCUGGCAAGUCCCCACCAUUGCUGACUUGAAGACCUUGAUUGAGUCCCAAGGCUGGCAGUCUCUGUGUUUGAUUUCAUUGCCCCCUAGAGCAAAGCUUCAGCAUUUAACAAGCUCAGAACUCAACAUCAAUCUCUCCUGGUCUGUUUACACUUCUAGUUCCCAGAACCUAAAGAUUCCAGUUGUGCUUGUUGGGGUUCUGAAAUCAACAUACCGGAGCAGUUGUUUGCAGCUGGUAGACCAGACUGGAGAGCUAGACUGUGUAAUAAUACAAAAAUCUUUGAAAGGCGGUGACACAACGGCUCUAAAGGAAACAUCCUGGUCAGGUUGUCUCUUGAUGAUAAAAGAAUUCACAUUGGUAAUGGAACGUUUUUUAAAGACCAAUUUUCCCUCGUGGAAACAAUUAGAAGACCCUAAGUUUGUCCAGGAAAAGAAAAGCAGAGUUUAUGCAGUAUUCUGCAUAGAUGAUGCCUGUAUUCUUAGCCAUUCUACAGCAAUGAGUAAGCAUUUUGCCUUGACAAUGUCUUCGAAAAUUGAAAGUAAAUCUUCCCCUGCAAGUGAGCAAAGUAACGAUUAUAUCAAAUUUUCCAAAGAAAAAGAAAUGUUCUGUUCAAAAGAAAAUAAUGUAAAAGUUUCUGGGAAAAGAAAAGCUAAAUCCCUAAGGCAAUCUAUAGACAAUGAUGAACAUGAAUAUUUAAAUUCAAAGAAAAGAUUAAUAUCAUAUGACUGGGAAGACAGACUUGUACAACAGGAUACCAGUCAAGUUAAGGAACAGAGGAAUGUAGGAGCAUCAUCUGAGACCGAGACAACUAGAUGGGGGCCAAAGUCAUCAAAAAGAUGUGAAGAGAAUUUUUUGGAAUGUCAUAAUGUAGAACUCUCCUCCAGUGGAUCCUGUAAAUCUCUUCUGUUAUAUGUCAGUGGAAAGACUGGCCUUGGGUGGCGCAACAUUCACACUGAUAUUGUUACGAGGAAGGCUCGUUUGAGGAGGUGUUUCAGUGUAAAUGCAUGGCAAGUCACUCUCCCCAGAGUCUGGACCAGGAACCCACAAAACACAGUAGAGACAGAGGAAGCCGAGGAGCUUGCUGAAAAGACAAAAUGGAAGCCUGUUGAUCUGCAGUUUAUUGGAGUUACAUCACACUGGUUUCCUUUUAUUCAGCCUGGUAUUUUCUAUAGACUUGUUGCUCCUAACAAAUCUGACGAUUCAGCAUUUACUCAGUUUUACAGCUCCGGCCUCUUUGACCAGGUUCUUCACAAAUCAAAAUGCCCUGUGAUUAUCCCAGUUAAGAAAGACUGGCAUGUUUACUGCCUAUCUCAUCUUUACCUUUUGCAUCAGGGUGAAGUUGAUGUGGAAGAUGAGUUAUGCUCUGUUGCUGAAACACUGCUUGACAGGUCCAUCAGCUGUCUUGUGUCUUUUGCAUGUGUGAUUACUGAGCGCAUUAGUUUGGAAAAAGAAAAUAAGCCGCUUUCUGCCUCUCUAAUACAGGACACUAAACAGGGAGUACUGUCAGAAGAAUGUCUGAAAAUUCGGCUGACUGUCAGAGACAUGAAACUUUCUUCUCAAACUCUGCACAUUUACAUGGAUUUCUCUCAGAUCUGCUAUAUACCUGGUCUUGUACCUGGAGCUCACAUCUGCUUUUACAGGCUGGAGAGGAAAAUUUCAAGGUUUAACACAGUAUAUUGUUGCUAUGGCACUCUGAGUUCUUUGACAAUAAUGGGUUAUCAUUUCCUUGGAAACGAUGGAAUAGACCAUUAUAACGCCACAUCUGCAUUGGUGCACCUGGGUGACUGGGCCAGUGGUUUACAAAGCUGGAGACAAGGAAGAGUACUAUGCCAUGUAACUUGUGUUCUUUCUCUUGAGUUGAAGUGGAUGUGUUCUCUAUGUAGCAGUAUAUUUAAAGAGGGGCACUGCACCAGGGAGAACCCGGUCUGUAACUCUGAAAAUGGCGUCUUCAGUUCAGAAGCUAAGAUUGUUGUGGAAGAUGGCACAGGAGAAGCACAAGUUUUAUUUUCAGAUGACAUCAUCUCAGAGCUGCUGCAUUUGUCUGCUUCAGAGUGGGAUGGACUGCAGAAGUUGAUAAGGGUCAGAGGCCAUGUUAAAUAUGUCAACUUGGGAAGGAAUGCUGAGCACUGGGUUACUGAAGAGCGGGAGGAUCCUUUGCUGCACUUCCUAUCUGCUCUGUGUAGCAGCAGCCAUGUUUGUAGGGCUCUCAUUCUGACCUGCAAAAUGACUCCAUGGUGCAAGUCAACAGAACAAAGGAUGAAGUUGGCCAACCCUAAAAGGUUUUGUCGUGGAGAUCGGGAGUACCUGACUAAAAUUCCUUCUCCACUGCUGCUGGACUGCGAAAACCUUCAGGAGGCUGAUGGACUUGCCCUGCAGGAGCUACAGAAAGACCACUUGGCUUCAUCCUAUCAGAGAACCUCCAUAGCCAACCACCGCUAACCUUGCAGGAUCAAGAUGGACAUUUGUAGUAAAGUUGUCUGCCACUACUGGUCUUUUCACAGAGGCUUGUGUUAGUAACCUUUAAAUGUUUUCCCCUGUUUUAAAGUCACAUGCCAAAAUGUUACGAGUUAUUCAGAAUAAAUUAAACACAUUUAUUUUUCUUAAA
Molecule: messenger RNA, 4417 nt
Organism: Erpetoichthys calabaricus (reedfish)
Lineage: Eukaryota; Metazoa; Chordata; Cladistia; Polypteriformes; Polypteridae
Gene: ctc1
Product: CTS telomere maintenance complex component 1
Exons: 24
Coding region: 115-4251 (1378 amino acids)
Biological process (GO): telomere maintenance via telomere lengthening; positive regulation of DNA replication
Cellular component (GO): CST complex
Molecular function (GO): telomeric repeat DNA binding; single-stranded DNA binding
Source: RefSeq, a predicted model, not a curated record